Messenger RNA from Coffea arabica (coffee), 1734 nucleotides. The record is from RefSeq and is a predicted model, not a curated record. NCBI's taxonomy places the organism in Eukaryota, Viridiplantae, Streptophyta, Magnoliopsida, Gentianales, Rubiaceae.
AUGCGUAUUAGGGACUUGGAGCGGGGUCUCCGAGAUGAGAUGCAGAGGGUGGACGCUUUACGCCGUCAGCUUCAGGACACCCAUCAGCACCUCUUCGCUUUGAAGAGGCAGCUGAAGGAGAGGGUGCGGAGUAUUUCGAUGGACUGCGAGCGACGCAGCCUGAGUAGUCAGCUAGAGGAGGCCAGAGAGGUUGGCCAUGGGCAGGCGAUGCGUAUUAGGGACUUGGAGCGGGGUCUCCGAGAUGAGAUGCAGAGGGUGGACGCUUUACGCCGUCAGCUUCAGGACACCCAUCAGCACCUCUCCGCUUUGAAGAGGCAGCUGAAUGAGAGGGUGCGGAGUAUUUCGAUGGACUGCGAGGUGUCACACCGACCUUGUAGGUGUUGGUAUACGUACAGUUAUCCUGACGAGGUCGUCCUGGCAGUGGACGAUGAGCGACGCAGCCUGAGUAGUCAGCUAGAGGAGGCCAGAGAGGUUGGCCAUGAGCAGCCGAUGCGUAUUAGGGACUUGGAGCGGGGUCUCCGAGAUGAGAUGCAGAGGGUGGACGCUUUACGCCGUCAGCUUCAGGACACCCAUCAGCACCUCUUCGCUUUGAAGAGGCAGCUGAAGGAGAGGGUGCGGAGUAUUUCGAUGGACUGCGAGGUGUCACACCGACCUUGUAGGUGUUGGUAUACGUACAGUUAUCCUGACGAGGUCGUCCUGGCAGUGGACGAUGAGCGACGCAGCCUGAGUAGUCAGCUAGAGGAGGCCAGAGAGGUUGGCCAUGAGCAGCCGAUGCGUAUUAGGGACUUGGAGCGGGGUCUCCGAGAUGAGAUGCAGAGGGUGGACGCUUUACGCCGUCAGCUUCAGGACACCCAUCAGCACCUCUUCGCUUUGAAGAGGCAGCUGAAGGAGAGGGUGCGGAGUAUUUCGAUGGACUGCGAGCGACGCAGCCUGAGUAGUCAGCUAGAGGAGGCCAGAGAGGUUGGCCAUGGGCAGGCGAUGCGUAUUAGGGACUUGGAGCGGGGUCUCCGAGAUGAGAUGCAGAGGGUGGACGCUUUACGCCGUCAGCUUCAGGACACCCAUCAGCACCUCUCCGCUUUGAAGAGGCAGCUGAAUGAGAGGGUGCGGAGUAUUUCGAUGGACUGCGAGGUGUCACACCGACCUUGUAGGUGUUGGUAUACGUACAGUUAUCCUGACGAGGUCGUCCUGGCAGUGGACGAUGAGCGACGCAGCCUGAGUAGUCAGCUAGAGGAGGCCAGAGAGGUUGGCCAUGAGCAGCCGAUGCGUAUUAGGGACUUGGAGCGGGGUCUCCGAGAUGAGAUGCAGAGGGUGGACGCUUUACGCCGUCAGCUUCAGGACACCCAUCAGCACCUCUUCGCUUUGAAGAGGCAGCUGAAGGAGAGGGUGCGGAGUAUUUCGAUGGACUGCGAGGUGUCACACCGACCUUGUAGGUGUUGGUAUACGUACAGUUAUCCUGACGAGGUCGUCCUGGCAGUGGACGAUGAGCGACGCAGCCUGAGUAGUCAGCUAGAGGAGGCCAGAGAGGUUGGCCAUGAGCAGCCGAUGCGUAUUAGGGACUUGGAGCGGGGUCUCCGAGAUGAGAUGCAGAGGGUGGACGCUUUACGCCGUCAGCUUCAGGACACCCAUCAGCACCUCUUCGCUUUGAAGAGGCAGCUGAAGGAGAGGGUGCGGAGUAUUUCGAUGGACUGCGAGCUUUCAGCUGGUUUUGGAGUUUCUGGAUUCGGACUUGGAUAG